Odocoileus virginianus texanus is the source of this 627-nucleotide messenger RNA. The record is from RefSeq and is a predicted model, not a curated record. Lineage: Eukaryota; Metazoa; Chordata; Mammalia; Artiodactyla; Cervidae.
CGACCAGGUUUCUACAAGGCUUCAGACGGUCACAUGAAGUGUGCGAAGUGUCCACCUCACAGUUCUGCUCACGAAGACGGUUCAGUGAACUGCAGGUGUGAAAACAAUUACUUCCGAGCAGACAAAGACCUCCCAUCCAUGGCUUGUACCCGACCUCCAUCUGCACCAAGAAAUGUGAUAUCUAAUAUAAACGAGACCUCGGUUAUCCUGGACUGGAGCUGGCCCCUGGACACAGGAGGCCGGAAAGAUGUUACCUUCAACAUCAUAUGUAAAAAAUGUGGGUGGAAUGUAAAACAGUGUGAGCCAUGCAGUCCAAAUGUCCGCUUCCUCCCUCGACAGUUUGGACUCACCAACACCACGGUGACAGUGACCGACCUCCUGGCACACACUAACUACACCUUUGAGAUCGAUGCCGUUAACGGGGUGUCAGAGCUGAGCUCACCACCAAGGCAGUUUGCUGCAGUCAGCAUCACGACUAACCAGGCUGGUGAGUACAUGCUGGGCGCUUCCUCUUCUGCCUUCUCAGAGCCAAGUAACAGUUUCAACAGAAAAGAGUGGAAGAAAGGACAGGCAGAAAAAGAUGUGAAAAGGAUAUUCUAUCACUUUUGGACAGUUAUGGUACAUUAA